AUGACUUUCAACCUUUUCAAUGUAAACGUUUCACAUCAGGGCAGCUACAGCUGUCAAUACUCCUACCAAAACAACAUGUCACCUUUGAGUAACACUGUUAUCAUCACUGUGGUGAACUUGCAGCAGCCCAGCAUUUCUCACAGUGCUCCUAUUGAACAGUUUGUCGAGGGGUCUCAGGGGCCAGUGAUCACCAGAGGCCACAGUUUUACAAUCACCUGUUCCACUGAAUCUCAGUAUUUUAGAGGCUCUUUUCACCUGUUAAGAGGAUCAAACAUCACUAAGAGUGAGUCAGCUGUCAGUCACUCUGCCUCCUUCUCCUUUCCUGAGGCAGAUUAUUCACAUGAGGGAAACUACAGUUGUGUUUAUGAAGUCAGUGUCUCCUCAUGCUCCAUCCGUUCAUCUGCCUCUGAACUACUGCUCAUCACUAUUACAGUGAACUUGCAGCAGCCCAACAUUUCCCACAGUGCUCCUGAUGGACGGUUUGAUGAGGGGCCUCAGGGGCCAGUGAUCACCAGGGGUCACAGUUUUACUAUCAUCUGUUCCACUGAAUCUCAGUAUUUUGGAGGCAAUUUUCACCUGCUCAGAGGGUCAAACAUCACCAGGAGUGAGUCAGCUGUCAAUCACUCUGCCUCCUUCUCCUUUCCUGAGGCAGAUUAUUCACAUGAGGGAAACUACAGUUGUAUUUAUGAAGUCAGUGUCUCCUCACGCUCCUUCCGUUCAUCUGCCUCUGAACUGCUGCUCAUCACUAUCACAGCCUCCAUGCGUCCUGUCAUUGGUGCUGCAGUGUCAGCUGUGCUGCUCUUAUUGUCUGUCCUCAUAAUCAUCCUCCUGCUGAAGAGAAGACAAAAGCAAAGGAACAAGGAAACUCAUUCAAAGUGUUUUUUUACAAAAGGUCAAACUGCAUCACAUAGUAGCAAAAAUGAAGAUGAUGACGAGGCUGAUUAUGAAAAGGUGGAACAUGGUGAAAACAUGAAUCACAAUGAUUCUGAAUAG
This is a messenger RNA of Labeo rohita (rohu), 993 nucleotides long. RefSeq lists its product as uncharacterized. The coding region runs from base 1 to 993 and encodes 330 amino acids. The record is from RefSeq and is a predicted model, not a curated record. Lineage: Eukaryota; Metazoa; Chordata; Actinopteri; Cypriniformes; Cyprinidae. The transcript is spliced from 5 exons.